UCUUCACUCGAAAACGCUACCAAGCCUUGCGAACGCCGCUACUCGAAAAUGGCACAAGCACCAGGUGUUGAAGUCAAUAUAAAUGCUAAUGACUGGAGAGCUUCAUUGUCUAAGAGGACACGUUCAAUGAUUGUCAGCGCAAUGGUCAAACAAUGUCUUCCCUUUUUUGGUUCAGAGGGAUUGGAUAGACUUCGAGAUCAUGCUAAAAGGUUUGAAGAAAAGACUUUUACUACUGCAACAAGCCUGAGUGAGUAUCUACUGACAAUAUCAAUGAAGUUGAUUAGUGUGGAGACUAGAGCCUGCUGCAGAGUCGCCAACCCUCGAAAUCAAGUUUAGGGUUCAAAAUGCCUCAGUUUGUGUUUAAUAAUUUAAUACUUGGUUUUGAGUUUUUGUAGAAGAAUUAUAUCAUCCAUGAUGCUACUUUAAUGUCUCUUGCAUAAGUACUUUGUGUGAAAGAAAUUUAAUUUAUAUUA
Molecule: messenger RNA, 473 nt
Organism: Vigna unguiculata (cowpea)
Lineage: Eukaryota; Viridiplantae; Streptophyta; Magnoliopsida; Fabales; Fabaceae
Product: mediator of RNA polymerase II transcription subunit 15a-like
Biological process (GO): regulation of DNA-templated transcription
Molecular function (GO): transcription coregulator activity
Source: RefSeq, a predicted model, not a curated record